This is a messenger RNA of Kalmanozyma brasiliensis GHG001, 564 nucleotides long. Its product is annotated as Ser-Thr-rich glycosyl-phosphatidyl-inositol-anchored membrane family. The record is from RefSeq and is a predicted model, not a curated record. NCBI's taxonomy places the organism in Eukaryota, Fungi, Basidiomycota, Ustilaginomycetes, Ustilaginales. Bases 1 to 564 code for a protein of 187 amino acids. The transcript has a single exon.
AUGCAGCUCUCCUCGCUCGUCCUUGCAGCGUCGCUGCUGAUCUCGUCGGUUGUGUCCGCACCGGCUUUCGCCAACUUUGACGUCUCUUCACCGGCCUCACUGAUGCUCAGACGCCAAGUGGAGUCGACCAACUGGGACACCAUGCUGGGUCGGGACGCUCCUUCUCUUGAAAAACGCAUCGUGUACAACCCGCACAUCACCCGGCCGCGCGCCGAGACCGUGUGGACCGCCGGCAAGACGCACACGGUCAAAUGGGACACCUCGGAUAUGCCGCCCGAAGCCGAAAACUACAAGGGCGUCAUCAAACUCGGUUACCUCCCCGCUGACGGAAGUGGCGGCGAAAACCUCCAUUGGACCCUCGCGGAUGGGUUCGCCAUCAAGGACGGAAAAACAAAGGUGACGCUGCCAGCGGAUUUGGAGGAACGAAACGACUACAUUGUCGUGGUCAUGGGUGAUUCGGGGAAUGCGAGUGAGAAGUUCACGAUUAGGAAGGCAGAGGCGGUGAGCUUGGGCGACACCAUUCAGCAGCAGAUCCAAGAGGGACUAUCCAAUGCUGGUCUUUAA